CUCAAAGGGAAGUUCAAUUUGUGUGUGUGUGUGUGUGUGUGAAGUGCACGGUGAGAGGUUUGACUCAGUCAUUGGUGGAGAUGUUCCGCCGCGUGCUGGGGAACACUUUGGGUUUUGUGGGCUACACGGUCCAGUAUGGCUGCAUUGCACAUUGUGCCUUUGAAUACAUUGGAGAAUUUGUGGUGUGCUCUGGUCCAUCCAUGGAGCCAACUAUUGUCAACCAUGAUAUUAUCUUCUCCGAGCGGAUGAGUCGUCAUCUUUGCAAAAUACAAAAGGGUGAUAUAGUAAUUGCCAAGAGUUCAUUUGACCCAAAUAUGAACAUUUGUAAAAGGGUAAUUGGACUGGAGGGAGAUAAAGUCUGCACAAGUUCUCCAUCAGAUGUGUUCAAGACCCACACAUAUGUUCCAAAAGGCCACGUAUGGCUCGAAGGUGAUAACCUUAGGAAUUCCACUGACUCACGAAGCUAUGGCCCAAUUCCCUAUGCCCUCAUCCGAGGGCGUGUUUGCUUAAAGCUCUGGCCGCCACAUAGUUUUGGGACCCUCAGUGAAAGCCCAACCAGACGGAUCAUUAAAGCUCAGAGAGACUCAGAUUGACUCAUUCACUUUGUUUAUACUGUAUGUUGCGUUGUUUUCAAUCAUUUUUAAUAAAGCUGAUGUUAAUUUAAAAAUGUUAUUUCCAAAAA
Scophthalmus maximus (turbot) is the source of this 682-nucleotide messenger RNA. It is a transcript of the gene immp1l, whose product is annotated as inner mitochondrial membrane peptidase subunit 1. Bases 81 to 593 code for a protein of 170 amino acids. The record is from RefSeq and is a predicted model, not a curated record. NCBI's taxonomy places the organism in Eukaryota, Metazoa, Chordata, Actinopteri, Pleuronectiformes, Scophthalmidae. The transcript is spliced from 6 exons. Gene Ontology annotation, molecular function: serine-type endopeptidase activity. Gene Ontology annotation, cellular component: membrane; mitochondrial inner membrane peptidase complex.